AUGGAGCCACUAGUGGAUCCUGACCUGAACGCCGCCGUUGAGGCUUCUCGCCGGGAUAUGUAUCAGCAGCAGAACCGGCAUCCCUCAUCUCAGGCAUCCCAGGAUAAUUUUGUGGAUCUGACCAAUGACUCGGGAACUGACUCGGACAUUGAAGAGGUGUUCCCCAAGUCGAAAUCUGUGGUUACUUCCGACACUGAAGAUGACCAUGAACGUGAGCAGCUGGAACGUGCUAUUGCUAUGUCGCUGGAGCCUAACGACAAGACCAACACCCCCGGGAAUGUACAAUCUAUCAAAAAUGCAGUUGUCCCGCAUGAGGUCUCUGUAACCCCAGCGGGUUUGUUAUUGGGCAUGAACCGGAAGCAGAUGGAAGAGGAGCGUCUCGCACGUCUCGCUAAGCGUAAAGCUAAUGACGUUUUGUCCAGUCCGCCGUCUCAAAUCAGCCGGAAGCUUCCCAGAACUGAGCCCUUGCCAGCUCGCCCCUCUGUCGCUGUACGAAGUCCGUUCCAGUCCGCCCCACAAGCGAGCAUGGCUCAAGUGAGAUCUCGCACCGAGGUCUGCCACCAGCUUGCAUCAAAUGCCCCGGAUAUCAACAUCCAGCCGACUUCCCGCUCAGUGGCCCAAUGGCCUCUUGGAGCUGUCAAAAAAACACAUAUCACUGGUUACCCUCGCAGUGGAAACGAAAUCACAAUUGAGGAAGUCAUCCAGCGAGAUGACUUGGAGUUAGGCGUAUUUAGCUCGUAUUUGUGGGACAUGGCAUGGCUUUACUCCAAGUUUAACAGCUCAUCCACACGAAUUCUAUUCAUUAUGCAAGCAACUGACGAAGAAACGCGAGAGCAAUUUCGCCAGGACAUUAGCAACAUGCCCAAUUUCCGCUUGUGCUUCCCACCCAUGGAGGCGCAAGUAAAAUGUAUGCAUUCUAAGCUGCUACUGAUGUUCCACCCUGGAUAUCUUCGCAUCGCGGUCCCCACCGCCAAUCUCACUCCCACUGACUGGGGAGAGGAUAGGCUGAUGGAAAACACUGUAUUCCUUAUCGAUCUUCCCAAACUCGAAGUUCCUGAAGUUGGAAAGACCCCAUUCUACACAGAACUAGUCUACUUCCUCCAGGCCUCCGAACUCCACCGCAACAUCAUCAAGAAGCUCGAUGAGUUUGACUUUAGCGAGACGAAGCGCUAUGCAUUUGUUCAUACAGUUGGUGGAACAAAUACCGAAGACAAAUGGCAACGCACUGGAUUCAGCGGCUUGGGUCGUGCUAUCAAAACCCUCGGCCUAGAGACAAAUGCACCCAUCAAUGUCGACUAUAUCGCUUCAUCGCUGGGAAAUCUGAACACUCCAUUCCUCCGCUCAAUCUACCUCGCUUGCAAAGGUGACAACGCUCUACUGGACUACGAGUUCCGAACCGCAAAGAAGAAAAAAGGACCCAGCGUAGAAGUGGCAGCGCAUAACAAGGAAUGUCUCGACCACUUCCGCGUUUACUUCCCAUCAGGCGAGACCGCGCGAGACGUGCACAGCAAUGCAAAUAACAAAAUUGGCACGAUAUGCUUCAAUCCAGCCUGGUGGUCGAGUGCCAAUUUCCCUCAUGAUAACCUUCGAGACUGUGUCAGUGAGCGCGGUGUCCUGAUGCACAACAAGCUUGCCUUCGUCCAUCCUUCCGCCCCGAUCGAUAUGCCGGAUAACAAGGAGUGCCGGGGGUGGGCUUAUGUGGGAAGUGCGAAUUUGUCCGAGAGCGCAUGGGGUCGUAUCGUUAAGGAUCCUAAGACGAAACUGUUGAAGAUGAACUGUCGCAACUGGGAAUGCGGUGUGAUUGUGCCUAUUAUCAAUGAGAAGAAGACUGAGGAGCAAGGCAAAGGGCCAGAGACGCAUGGAUCAGUUGCUUCAGCUCAUUUCCCAGCUGAGAUCUUUCGGGAUAUCGUUCCUGUCCCGAUGAGAGUGCCCGCUGUUCCGUUAUCGGAGAGCCGAAAGCCUUUCUUCUUUGGGGUUUGA
Messenger RNA from Penicillium vulpinum, 1980 nucleotides. RefSeq lists its product as uncharacterized. The record is from RefSeq and is a predicted model, not a curated record. The coding region runs from base 1 to 1980 and encodes 659 amino acids. Gene Ontology annotation, molecular function: double-stranded DNA binding; single-stranded DNA binding; 3'-tyrosyl-DNA phosphodiesterase activity. Gene Ontology annotation, cellular component: nucleus. The transcript has 8 exons. Gene Ontology annotation, biological process: single strand break repair; double-strand break repair. Lineage: Eukaryota; Fungi; Ascomycota; Eurotiomycetes; Eurotiales; Aspergillaceae.